AUGGCAGACGACAUCGUGGUCGACGAGGCCUUGUUAAACCGAUCCAAGAACAAGUUCAAACGCUGCGUUUCGCACACACAAGAUGAGCUGAAGAGCUUUAGGUCAUAUCUGCGAUGGAUGUGCGUGGACCAAUCGAAUGCACGGAGUGCAUGCCUCUCUUGGUUCGUGUUCUUUUUGUUUGGGAUUUUUGUGCCAGCCAUGUCCCAUUUCGUGUUCGGUUGCGGCACUUGUGACAGCAAGCACAAGAGGCCCUACGACAGUGUCGUGCAGUUGUCGCUGAGCAGCGUUGCGAGCUUGUCGUUUGUUUGCUUGUCAAGGUUUGUGAAGAAGUUUGGGCUGCGGAGGUUCUUGUUUCUUGAUAAGCUUUAUGAUGAGAGCGAGACGGUGAGGAGGGGAUACACAGCUCAGCUCGAUAGAUCAUUGAAGCUUCUAUGCAUCUUUGUUAUACCAUGCUUUGUUGCCGAUAGUGCAUAUAAGAUAUGGUGGUACGCAUCCGAAGCCAGGCAAAUCCCUUUCGUGGGUAACGUUUACGCGAGUGCUGCAGUAGCAUGUAUAAUGGAGUUGUGCUCGUGGCUCUAUCGUACAACCGUGAUCUUCCUCGUGUGCGUUCUAUUCCGUCUGAUCUGCUACCUCCAAAUCCUACGGCUACAAGACUUCGCCACAAUGUUUGAAGUUGACUCUGAUGUUGGGUCAGUGUUGUCUGAGCACCUUAGGAUCAGGAGGCAGCUCACCAUCAUAAGCCACAGGUGCCGUGCCUUCAUAUUAUGGUCCCUCAUUUUGGUCACAGUUAGCCAAUUUGCUUUGCUGCUCAUCACAACCAAGUCCAGCACCAUGGUCAAUCUUGAUGUUUACAGAGCUGGUGAACUUGUGCUAUGCUCCAUAACUUUGGUGACUGGGUUGUUCAUCCUACUUCGCAGUGCAACCAAAAUCACUCACAAGGCGCAAGCAGUGACAUGUCUUGCUGCCAAGUGGCAUGUUUGCGCAACGUUGGACUCUUUUGAUGCAGCAACGGCUCAGAAUGGCAGUGGGCGAUCGUUGCCUGUGGUGGUGGGCAGCGAAGAGCAUGGAGAAUCAGACAAUGAAGAGGUUGAUGUUGAAGAAGAUGAAUUGGACAACACCAAGUUGAUCCCAUCAUAUGCUUACAGUACCAUCUCUUUCCAAAAGAGACAUGCUCUUGUUAAAUAUUUCGAGAAUAAUAGAGCCGGUAUUACCAUAUUCGGAUUUACACUGGAUAGGACUACACUCCACACCAUCUUUAUGCUUGAGCUCUCUCUAGUUCUCUGGUUGUUGGGGAAGACAGUGGGGAUUUCAUAA
This is a messenger RNA of Prunus dulcis (almond), 1314 nucleotides long. RefSeq lists its product as uncharacterized. The record is from RefSeq and is a predicted model, not a curated record. The transcript is spliced from 4 exons. Bases 1 to 1314 code for a protein of 437 amino acids. Lineage: Eukaryota; Viridiplantae; Streptophyta; Magnoliopsida; Rosales; Rosaceae.